CACCCGGGACCGCCGCGCCGCCAGGGGGCGCCCUCCUCCGGCCUCCCCCCGCACACGGCGCAUGCGCCUCACCCCGCCCGCGUCCCGCCGCUUCUCUCUGGCGUCACUUCCGGCGCCGCCGCGUUCCGCUUCCGGCCGCCUCGUUGCCGGCAGCCGCCACCGAGCCCGGGAAAGGCGCGCGCUCUCCGCGGGACGCUUUUGCUUCCGAGGGAAAACCGGCGCAACCCGCCGCUCUCCGGCCCGGCCCGGUCCCGUCGCUUCUCCUCCGUCGCCGCCGGGGGGGGCUGACGGCGGCUCCGCUCCCUCCGAUGCGGCCGCGGAGCCCAUGAGGAUGGAGGCCCGGGACGCGGCGCGGCCCAACCACGGCUCCGCCUUCAAGGCCUUUCCCGGCCCGCGGGACCCCCUCUGCCAGCCCGACAGCAAGUUUUUGCCCAACAAGAUCGGCGCUUUCGCUUGUCCCGCUGGAAACGCGUCCUGUGCUCUCAAUUACAGCCCGGAAAUCCCCUGCCCCGAGAGCUACCGGGCAGUGGGGGAGCCUCGAGCCUUUGGCUCCAGCGCCAACGGGCAGUGGAGGGGUUUGGUUCCCUCUCUGGGCUCCGUCCCGCAGAAGCCGAGGGUGAGCCGAGGCUCUUACCUUGAUGCCCGCAAAAACCCCAGUGGGACGUCCAACAGUUUUGUAGGAAAAUCAAACCACCAUUGCCAUGCGUCGGCUUUUCCCAUCAAACCGGCUCAGAGUCCUUCCUGGAGCGGGCCGUGUCGCCGCAGCCUGCUUAGCCCCAAGAAAACUCCCCGGCGGUUCAUCAGCACGGCCGAAGAGACUGUUCGAGAGGAAGAGCGAGAGAUCUACAGGCAGUUGCUUCAGAUGGUCACAGGAAAACAAUUUUCCACGUCCAAGCCCUCUUCGCUGUUCCCCUUCCACCUGUCCAGGUGUUCAAAUUCCAGCAAAACCGUAGUGAAAGAAACUCCCAGCAAGAACUCGAAGCUGUUUGAAGCUCCCAGCCUCGCACCAGCCAGCUCAGCAGCCAGCGUCCUCCGAGCGCAGGAGCAGCCCUCGCACAAACCCUCGCUCUACUCCCCCCCCGCCUAUCCCUCCGGUGUCUUUCAGUCCAGUAACUCCACAGCCCAGCAUCAGCAAGAAAAUCUACCAGCAUCUAACGCGCAGUCUGAAGGAUCGGACUCUGUCAUUUUGCUCAAAGUAAAGGAUUCCAGAACCCCAGCACCAAGCCUCCCGUUCUUCCAAGCAGAGCUAUGGAUCAAAGAACUGACCAGCGUCUACGAUUCACGAGCGCGGGAGAGGUGGCGGCAAAUCGAAGAGCAGAAAGCACUGGCCUUACAGCUGCAAAGCCAGCGGCUGCAGGAGCAGGAACACUCGGUGCAGGAUCUGGUGGAUUUAAAUCUUCGAGUACCCCUCGAGAAGGAGAUCCCUGUCACGGUGGUUCCGGAAGAAAAGGAGGACGCUAAAUCAGCUGACGGCGAAGAGGAGUUCCCCGAAAUCACCGAGGAAAUGGAAAAGGAAAUAAAGAACGUGUUCCGAGGUGGGAACCAGGACGAGGUCCUCAGUGAAGCUUUUCGGUUAACAAUCACUCGGAAAGACAUUCAGACCCUCAACAAUCUGAACUGGCUCAACGAUGAGAUAAUUAAUUUCUACAUGAAUUUGUUGAUGGAGCGGAGCAAAGAGAAGGGCUUGCCGGCAGUUCACGCGUUCAAUACUUUCUUCUUUACCAAAUUAAAAACGGCGGGGUACCAAGCCGUGAAACGGUGGACUAAGAAAGUGGAUGUCUUCUCUGUGGAUCUCCUCUUGGUGCCUAUUCAUCUGGGAGUGCACUGGUGCCUGGCCGUUGUAGACUUCAGGAAAAAAACCAUCACCUAUUACGACUCCAUGGGUGGAAUCAACAGCGAGGCCUGCAGGAUACUGUUGCAAUACUUAAAACAGGAAAGUCUUGACAAGAAGAGGAAAGAGUUCGACACUAACGGCUGGUCGUUGCUGAGUAAGAAGAGUCAGGAAAUCCCGCAGCAGAUGAACGGCAGCGACUGCGGGAUGUUCGCCUGCAAAUACGCCGACUGCAUUACCAAAGACAAACCCAUCAACUUCACUCAGCAACACAUGCCCUAUUUCCGCAAGCGGAUGGCCUGGGAAAUCCUUCACCGCAAGCUGUUAUGAUGCCGUUGUGCCGAAAAGCCGCUUCCUUGCGAGAUUGUCUCAGAAGUGCCCAGAUUUGCCCCGCUCCGCAGCCUGAGCCGGGGCAGGCGUCGACUCAAAAGACACACAGCAAGCGAACUCUGUAUCCUAUUUUUGAUAAAACACCGUUCACGGACCAAUGCGCAAUAGAAAUGUUCAGAAGCACACUUGCUUUUUUUUUUUUUCCUUCUUUUUCUUUUUUUUUUUUUUAAAUUCUAUUUCAAGACCUAUUUUUACAAGCAAUUUCAGGUGCUGAGACUCGAGGGGACAGCAUUCAAGGAACGUUAAAUUUUUACGUUGGCUUUUUUUUUUUUUAAAUUUUUUUUCUUUUUUCCAGCUCUUGCUGCCAGCUUUGCUGAGCUGAUGGCGUGACUUUUGGUUUUUGGGGGCGGGGGGGGGGGG
Molecule: messenger RNA, 2581 nt
Organism: Chroicocephalus ridibundus (black-headed gull)
Lineage: Eukaryota; Metazoa; Chordata; Aves; Charadriiformes; Laridae
Gene: SENP1
Product: SUMO specific peptidase 1
Exons: 17
Coding region: 62-2161 (699 amino acids)
Biological process (GO): protein desumoylation; proteolysis
Cellular component (GO): nucleus
Molecular function (GO): deSUMOylase activity
Source: RefSeq, a predicted model, not a curated record